AUGGAAUCCUCCAAAGCUCUGCAAAUAAUGUUGUCUUCUGCCAUUCUUGUUCUUCUACUUGUGUCCGUAUUCCCUGAUACAGAGGGAUGUAGGGCUGCAGACGGAUCCAACGGCCAUGUCCAAUUCCACAAAGUUUCUCACUACGAAUUCAGCGGACCCAAAUGGCCUCCUUCCAAGUACAACCUCACCUACGCGUUCCUCGGAAAUUACCCAUCCGACAAAAUAAACCCAGUGGCUCUAGAUUUCGACCAGUGGGCUGCAAAUAGCGGUUUCACAUUCUCACAAGUUCCCAACAAUACACAAUCUGAUCUCACAAUAAGCUUCCAGAGACUGGACCAUGGAGACAACUCUCCGUUUGAUGGCCCCGGGGGAGUGCUGGCCCAUGCCUAUGAUCCGGAGGACGGCAGGUUUCACUUCGACGCCGAUGAUUCCUUUGUGGUGGGCGCUGUUGCUGAUUCUUUUGACGUGGAGACGGUGGCGGUGCAUGAGAUUGGCCAUCUUCUGGGCCUCGACCACAGCCUGGUUCAGGAGGCUGUUAUGUACGAGUUCAUUACUUCUGGUGCUACCAACCGCGACUUGCAUCCCGAUGAUAUUGCUGGAAUCAAGGCUUUGUAUGGAUUCUGA
Momordica charantia (bitter melon) is the source of this 624-nucleotide messenger RNA. Lineage: Eukaryota; Viridiplantae; Streptophyta; Magnoliopsida; Cucurbitales; Cucurbitaceae. The record is from RefSeq and is a predicted model, not a curated record.